Hibiscus syriacus is the source of this 1516-nucleotide messenger RNA. RefSeq lists its product as uncharacterized. The transcript has 4 exons. Gene Ontology annotation, molecular function: alkylated DNA binding; DNA-7-methylguanine glycosylase activity; DNA-3-methyladenine glycosylase activity. Gene Ontology annotation, biological process: base-excision repair, AP site formation; base-excision repair; DNA alkylation repair. Gene Ontology annotation, cellular component: protein-DNA complex; nucleus. The coding region runs from base 1 to 1317 and encodes 438 amino acids. NCBI's taxonomy places the organism in Eukaryota, Viridiplantae, Streptophyta, Magnoliopsida, Malvales, Malvaceae. The record is from RefSeq and is a predicted model, not a curated record.
AUGUCACGGAAUGUAGAAUUGAAGAUUGGAGGAUGUAAGGAUAACAUAGACUUCAUGAUAAUCCCCAUGGAUGACUUUGAUUUUGUCAUCGGGUUGAACUUCCUUAUCCGGAUCAAAGCCUUUAUCCUUCCCUAUGCAAAUGUCAUGGGCAUCAUGGAUUCCCGAUGCGGCAAUGCAAGCCAAAACAAACAAACGUCAAGGGUGUCGCUAGAACAAGUGAGAGAGAAUAUCACAGACUGCGAACUUGUGGGCGAGAUCGGCCCACAACAGACUACCUAUGGGGCCGCAACCAGCACAAGGCAGGCUGCUCCCGCUGUGGUGCCUAGACCAACACCCACCAGGAAAAAUUUGAAAAGUCUCCUUGACUCGAACUUUGACUCUAAUACCUCCCAACAAGCAACGAGCUCCUCCACAUUUGUGACGGAGCCGCCUAAAACUGUCGGUAAAACUUCCAAAACAAAACUUGCUCAACAUCGAGCCUUAGCGGUGGUGGUUCCACGAAUAAUUGCCCGGUCCCUCUCUUGUGAAGGCGAGGUGGAAACGACCAUCCGUUACCUUCGCAACGCCGAUCCCCUUCUUGCUUCCUUAAUUGACCUUCAUCCACCCCCAACCUUCGACACUUUCCAUAUCCCUUUUCUCGCUCUCACACGAAGCAUUUUAUACCAACAGCUCGCUUUCAAGGCCGAAACCUCCAUCUACACUCGUUUCAUCUCUCUCUGCGGAGGUGAAAACGGCGUUGUUCCUGAAACUGUUAUUUCUUUAACCCCUCAACAGUUACGGCAGAUUAGUGUCUCGGGACGAAAAGCGAGUUACCUUCAUGAUCUCGCGAGAAAAUACCAAACGAGGAUAUUAUCAGACGCGACGAUUGUAAAUAUGGAUGACAAAUCACUAUUUACCAUGCUUACAAUGGUAAAUGGGAUCGGUUCUUGGUCGGUUCAUAUGUUCAUGAUUUUCUCGCUUCAUAGACCAGAUGUUUUUCCAAUUAAUGAUCUCGGGAUUCGGAAAGGGGUUCAAAUGCUCUACAAUUUAGAGGAGUUGCCAAGGCCUUCGCAGAUGGAUCAGUUGUGUGAGAAGUGGAGAACAUACAAGUUAGUCGCUUCCUGGUACCUUUGGAGGUUUGUGGAGGCCAAAGGAGCACCUUCGAGUGCUGCCGCAGUUGCUGAUGGUGCUAGUCUUCCUCCGCUACAGCAACAACAACAUCAGCAGCAGACCCAGCUUCUGGACCCCAUCAAUAGCAUUCUUAACCUUGGGGCCUGUGCGUGGGGCAAUGAUUGUCAUUGGAGAUGUGAAUGUUUGAUAUUUGUCACAAUCCGUUGAUCAACUUGAAAGGCAGGUAGGCACUUCAAAGGAAAAUGUUUGUGUAAAAUUGUUGUUAUGAAAGCCAUUAAUGUUAUAAGCUUUUAGAUCUUGAAUAAACACAUUGCCCGGUUCCUUGGCCUUUGUUAAAGGACAGCAAUUUUAGAUGUCAACUGUCUAAUACAAGACAUUAAUGGAUUGCAAAUCUGCGCUGGUUGUG